Messenger RNA from Neocloeon triangulifer, 2018 nucleotides. RefSeq lists its product as uncharacterized. The transcript has 7 exons. The coding region runs from base 186 to 1037 and encodes 283 amino acids. NCBI's taxonomy places the organism in Eukaryota, Metazoa, Arthropoda, Insecta, Ephemeroptera, Baetidae. The record is from RefSeq and is a predicted model, not a curated record.
UGCUCAGCCUCCUCAGACCGUCUCCGGCACUCGCAGUGAUGACGACCGCUCUUGGUCUUUGUGCUCCUCUCUAAUCUCACCAGCAGCAGCUCCAAGAAGUUCCGCCGAGUUUUGCUUCCUCCACUCGAGACCGUCGGUGAAUUCUUUCUUCGAUUCCGCGAUCGGUUUCCGUCGCGUCUGCACAAAUGUUCGCGUCCACCAAACACGUGCUGCUCGCCCUCGUGGCCUUCAGCGUUCACAUUUUCGUGGUGGGCGGUCUGAAGGACGUGCGCGUCAUCUCUCCAGGAGGCGUACCUGUGGGCGAGUCGAUCAAACUCGAGUGCCACUUCGACACCGAGGGAGACAAGCUGUACGCAGUCAAAUGGUACAAGGGCAAAAAGGAGUUCUACCGAUACCUGCCCAAGGACAAUCCGCCGGGAAAGGUUUUUCCCUCGUCCGGAGUCAACGUCAACCUGACGAUGUCCGGACUGAACCGGGUGGUGAUAAUGGACGCGCACUUUGGGCUGAGCGACAAGUACAGGUGCGAGGUUUCCGUGGAGGCGCCGUCGUUCGACACCGCGCUCGUCAUGGCCCCCGUUUACGUAGUCGAUUUUCCAGAUGGUGAUCCGGUAAUCUCGUUGGAGCGGCAGACCUACCCCGUCGGCGAGAUACUCAAGGCGAACUGCACUUCCUACAGAAAUCACCCGUCUGUCAAUAUUACCUGGGCCAUCAACGGACUGCCCGUGAAAGGCAAAUACGUGAAAACCCUGCCGCGUGUGCUGGAAGAUGGAAACCUGACGACCACAACUGAAACACUCAAGGCGGCCGUUUUGCCCGAGUCGUUUCGCAACGGAAAGAUGAAGCUCGAGUGCACAGCCACCAUGUACAACGUGUACAACCGCACGACAAAGGCCAUCAUCGAGGAGGAAAACCCGCGGGCCGCCCUUGUGCUCAGCACCACGCACGACUCGGCUUCCUCCACAGGUCUGAAGGGUUCUUGCGGCGCGUUGGUGGUUGUCGUGCUGGUGGCGCAGCUGUUGCUGGCCCUCUCGAGAUAGCAAGCACGGCCUCAGCCGUAAGAAUUCCGACGGAAGCGAGUUGGAAGCGGUGUCGAAAUUUUCUAGCUCGGGACGCAGAGUAAAAGAGCGCGGGCCGUCGUCUCAAAGGAAGCAGGCGCGCACCCUUAGCAGCGAAUUAAGGCAGUGCGCGUCUCAAUCAAUCGACUCUAGCAGUGCGUAAGUGAGCCACCCCCGCCAGCCCCCUCGAGCAGACACAGAGACUCUAUUUGGACAUUCAAUUCGAUAUAUCUCGCUGUUCGAUUCGUGUAAAACUUGCUGUGCCAGCUGCGAUGCGACCGACGAGUGCGUUCGUCGGUGAGAUUGAAUUUUUUUGCAAAAAAAAAAAAACAAUAAUUAAUGUUGAGAACUCAGGAUUUUGUGAGAUUUUCAACUGGAAAGUCAUGUUUGUUAAAAAUUCAUUUUUGAAGUAAUUAAUUAAUAAUUAAAUGUUUAUAAGUUUUAAGUAGAAAUCUUGCACAUUUUAGAAGGUUCUUUUAGCAAAAUGAGCGGCUUUUUAUUUUAUUGUAGUAAAUUUAAUGGUUUUUGAGGAUUUAUUUAUAAGUCAAGAUAAGAAAGCUUUAAAUUAAGUUUUAAUUUUUCAGUUAUUUUCCAAAAUAAUGAUUUUUUCGCCAUUCAAUUAAAAUUUAAAUUAAAUUUGGGUAAAAUCAUAGAAAACUUCUAAAUAUAAAAAAAUUAAAAUUUUCUGAAAAAAUUUAGCAUUUUUGGCAAAUUUUUUCGUUUUAUUUGUUGUUUUCCUUGAUUUAAUUAUUUAGGGCGUCGCAAUGCUUUUGAAUCCACUAAAAUAUGCAAGAAAUAAAUUGGCCCAAGAAAGGCGUGCAAAACUUUUGAAUUUUUAUAUAUUCAGAACUGAAUUGAAGGAAGAUUGACUCUUUCGAAUCGUUUUCGACUUUCUAGUUUACGAAACGUUUCAAAUCGUCAUCAAAUUCUGCAUCUUACUUCCUGAAUUGUAAAUAUAUAAUG